Pecten maximus is the source of this 2077-nucleotide messenger RNA. RefSeq lists its product as uncharacterized. Gene Ontology annotation, cellular component: membrane. The transcript has 8 exons. The record is from RefSeq and is a predicted model, not a curated record. NCBI's taxonomy places the organism in Eukaryota, Metazoa, Mollusca, Bivalvia, Pectinida, Pectinidae. Bases 135 to 1058 code for a protein of 307 amino acids.
AAGACUGGGGUUACUUAGUGUUAUCUUGUUUAGCCAGGAAACAGGAAAGAUCUUGUCCUCGACGUUGGAAAGGGAGCAUCCCAACUUAUAUUCCUUUACCUACAAAGUGAAUCUGAAACAGCUUAAAUUAGAAAAUGGCUUUAGAUGAAAGUACAAAAAGGAAAUGUUUUGUGGUUGGUGUCGUUGUGGUUAUAAUCUUAGCCAUCACGAUUGGUUUAGUAGCAUCGUCUCUGAAGAAGCUUGCAUCUGAUGAAGUUGGUGUCCAGUAUGACACGAUUCAGAAGAAUCUAGACACGGAGGUGAGAAAAGAAGGUCUGCACACUGGACCUCCAGGAUUUGAAUUCAUCAUCUUCCCCAGCGUCUACCGGUCCAUGUCCUUCUCUGAUCUGAGUUGUCUAAACAAAGAUGGCGUACAGAUUGUACUUGAUGUGACCUAUCAGUACAAGGUAAAGGCUUCAAAGCUGAGGUCAGUGAUCAUCGACUUCCGCGACUAUGACGGCUACAAGGAUGUUUUGAAGUAUGCAGGCGAGUCAGCUCUCCAUGAGGCCUGCAGUCAGUUCAAUACCUCCCAGUUCCAGGCGGAGAGAGGGGCCUUCCAGGAAACUGUCCGUGCUAAACUCAAGGAGAGAUACGAUGAAUUGAAUGCUGGCAUAACUGAUCUACAGGUUAGCAACAUCGCACGUCCUUCUGAGUAUGAGAGUGCUAUCCGCAGCAAAGAAAGGGCACGAGAGGACAUCCAGGUUGCUCUGAAUGAGAGACCACGUCUUCUCACUGAAGCUGACACAGGAAAGAGAGAGGCUGAGACACAGGCUCAAAUCAUCAAGGACAAAGCUAGCUCGGAGGCAAGGAUUCUUGAAAACAGGGCCGUUUCUGAAGCCAAUGCUAUCAUAGACCAGUACAGUAAGGAAGCAGAAGCCUAUGAGCUGAUCCUCAGUUCAUCAGGACUGGCAUUCACAGUGGAGGGAUUUAUCUCAUACCUUGGUGUUCGAGUCAUUGCUGACGCUAAGAAUCCUGUCCAUAUUGGCCUUCAGAGUCCAGCAAAAUCUUCCUACACUUAGACAUUAGAAGCAAUGCCUUGGUAUAUUGGGAUAGUAGCCACACCCAGUCUAUUGGACUGAGGUACAAUGUCCAGUAUAUUGGACGGAGGUGCAAUGUCCAGUGUAUUGGACGGAGGUACAAUGUCCAGUAUAUUGGACAGAGGUACAAUGUCCUGUAUAUUGGACGGAGGUACAAUGUCCAGUCUAUUGGACGGAGGUACAAUGUCCAGUAUAUUGGACUGAGGUACCAUGUCCUGUAUAUUGGACUGAGGUACCAUGUCCUGUAUAUUUGACCUAGAUACAAUGUCCAGUCUAUUGGACGGAGGUACAAUGUCCAGUAUAUUGGACUGAGGUACCAUGUCCUGUAUAUUGGACUAACGUACCAUGUCCUGUAUAUUGGACUGAGGUAUAAUGUCCAGUCUAUUGGACUGAGGUACAAUGUCCAGUCUAUUGGACUGAGGUAUAAUGUCCAGUCUAUUGGACGGAGGUACAAUGUCCAGUCUAUUGGACGGAGGUACCAUGUCCUGUAUAUUGGACUGAGGUACAAUGUCCAGUCUAUUGGACGGAGGUACAAUGUCCAGUAUAUUGGACUGAGGUACCAUGUCCUGUAUAUUUGACCUAGAUACAAUGUCCAGUAUAUUGGACUAACGUACCAUGUCCAGUAUUGAGUUAAAGUGUCCUGUAUAUUGGACUGAGUUAAAGUGUCCUGUAUAUUGGGUUGAGUUAAAGUGUCCUGUAUAUUGGACGGAGUUAAAGUGUCCUGUAUAUUGGACUGAGUUAAAGUGUCCUGUAUAUUUGGUUGAGUUAAAGUGUCCUGUAUAUUGGACGGAGUUAAAGUGUCCUGUAUAUUGGACUGAGUUAAAGUGUCCUGUAUAUUGGACGGAGUUAAAGUGUCCUGUAUAUUGGGUUGAGUUAAAGUGUCCUGUAUAUUGGGUUGAGUUAAAGUGUCCUGUAUAUUGGGUUGAAUUAAAGUGUCCUGUAUAUUGGACUGAGUUAAAGUGUCCUGUAUAUUUGGUUGAGUUAAAGUGUCCUGUAUAUUG